Messenger RNA from Malassezia restricta, 822 nucleotides. RefSeq names its product RNA recognition motif domain protein. Gene Ontology annotation, molecular function: mRNA binding. The transcript has 3 exons. Lineage: Eukaryota; Fungi; Basidiomycota; Malasseziomycetes; Malasseziales; Malasseziaceae. Gene Ontology annotation, cellular component: cytosol. The record is from RefSeq and is a predicted model, not a curated record. The coding region runs from base 1 to 822 and encodes 273 amino acids.
AUGAACCCUGAAGAAGUGCAAAACCCCCCUGCCACGACCACGGCACCAGCCAUGACGAGCUCUCGCAAGUCUGUGCGUAUUACCAAGAUUCAUGUGAGGGACAUUAGCCUCCAGACGAAUCUAGCAAGUCUGUUGGACCUGCUGGGUCAAGCGGGCGAAGUUGUCUCGAUGGACGUGCGUGUCAUCCAGCGUCGUGGAGCGCUCUCAAUCAAGUGCCAGGCGGCCUACAAAAAUGCAACGUCUGCAGCUACAGCCGCAGAGACACUUAAUGGAGCGGAGCUGGACGGCAGCAAAUUAAUCGUUUCUCUUCAUGAGCCAAAGCAGCGGCAGUCUUCUGCUGCAAAGUCGACUGACGCUGAGCAGGAAGAGGACAAGCAAAAGUCGCAGCCUGCGGACCAGCAGGCCAAUGACGCCGCUCCCCAGCCGGCGUCCAAUGCCGCUGCCACGGGCAGCACCAAGAAAAAGUCGAUUCGCAAGCCCAAAUCGAAGCCGGCACGUGGUGAGCCUAGUGAAACGAUGCUGUACGUGUCUCACUUGGCAUACUCUGUCAACAAUGAUACGUUGAUGGAGCUCUUUUCGCCUUAUAACGUGAAGAGCGCCAAUGUUGUGUACAACCGCUUCCGCUCAAGUAAGUCUCGUGGCUUCGCAUUCGUCGACUUCCACACGCACGAGGACCAGCAGAGGGCUAUGGCUGAGAAGAAUGGCUUGGAGCUCAUGGGUCGCGUGCUCAACGUCACGGUGGCGCUCCAAGAAGCACAGCCCCAGCAGGAGGCCCCCACCGAGUCUGCCGAGCCUGCUGAGCCUACGGCCGAUGCUGCCUAA